Varanus komodoensis (Komodo dragon) is the source of this 1255-nucleotide messenger RNA. RefSeq names its product adenylate cyclase type 3-like. NCBI's taxonomy places the organism in Eukaryota, Metazoa, Chordata, Lepidosauria, Squamata, Varanidae. The transcript has 3 exons. Bases 233 to 1189 code for a protein of 318 amino acids. The record is from RefSeq and is a predicted model, not a curated record. Gene Ontology annotation, biological process: cAMP biosynthetic process; adenylate cyclase-activating G protein-coupled receptor signaling pathway. Gene Ontology annotation, molecular function: adenylate cyclase activity.
GGCGGACCCCCAGGCUUGGCCCGACCCGCGCCCGGCCGCCGACGCCGUCGAGGGAGAGGGGGCCUGCGUGUGUCAGUCUGCGCAGGGCAUGAGCCCUGGUGGUGCCUGAGCUCGCCCUGCCCUGCCCGUCGUCGCCUGGGGCUCAUGGGCGACAGACCACCGCGGAGGUGACUUUCGUUCUGGGGUGCGCCCUCUGCACGCGAGGACCGGCUGGUGCAAACGGGCGGGCGAGAUGCCGCGGAACAGGGCCUUCUCCGAGCCCGAGUACUCGGCAGAAUACUCGGCGGACUACUCGGUCAGCUUGCCCUCCGAUCCCGAGCACCGGGUGGGACGGACCCACGAGGUGACCGUGAGGAACUCCGGCUCGUGCCUCUGCCUGCCGCGCUUCCUGCGCCUCACCUUCGCCCCGGAGUCCCUGGAGAACCUCUACCAGACCUACUUCCGGCGGCAGCGCCACGAGACGUUGCUGGUCUUGGUGGUCUUUGCCGCCCUCUUCGACUGCUACGUCAUCGUCAUGUGUGCCGUGGUGUACACGGCGGAGAAGCUGCCCGCCACCAUGGCGGCCGCGGUGGCCUUGGCUGUCCAGGCCCUCCUGUUCGUCCUCUGCAAGUACGAACUCCUGCCGGACCGCGUCACCCGCAAGUUCAUGCCCUACUUCCUGUGGAUCCUCAUCGCGGCCCAGAUAUUCUGCUACCUGGGCCUGAACUUUGCCCGCUACCACGAGGCCAGUGACACGGUGGGCUGGCAGGCCUUCUUCGUCUUCUCCUUCUUCAUCACCCUCCCCCUGCGCCUCACGCCCAUCGUCCUCAUCUCGGCCGUCUCCUGCGGCAUCCACACCCUGGUGCUGGGAGUCACCAUCGCGCAGCAGCGACAGGAGGCCCUCCGAGAAGAGAACUUGCUGUGGCAGAUCCUGUCCAAUGUCGCCAUCUACCUGUGCACCAUCUGUGUGGGCAUCAUGUCUUACUACAUGGCUGAUCGCAAGCACCGCAAGGCCUUCCUGGAAGCUCGGCAGUCCCUGGAGGUCAAGCUCAACCUUGAGGAGCAAAGCCAACAGCAGGUAAGAGCUGAAGGACCCUUCCGACCCGAUUGUCUCUUUCUCCCUCUCUCUCAAUCAGAGGAGUACCUCAGUCAGCUUGCCUUGAGCUGGCUGUCCAGGAGCCAAACCCCGCCUUGGUGGUUUUCUGAUUAGGUGUGUGUGUCUAAAUCAUAGAAUCAUAGAAUGAUAGGGUUGGAAGGGUCCCCGAAGGCCAUCAAG